This is a messenger RNA of Fragaria vesca subsp. vesca, 2032 nucleotides long. Its product is annotated as homeobox-leucine zipper protein ATHB-6-like. The transcript has 3 exons. Gene Ontology annotation, molecular function: sequence-specific DNA binding; DNA-binding transcription factor activity, RNA polymerase II-specific. The record is from RefSeq and is a predicted model, not a curated record. Gene Ontology annotation, biological process: positive regulation of DNA-templated transcription. The coding region runs from base 563 to 1549 and encodes 328 amino acids. NCBI's taxonomy places the organism in Eukaryota, Viridiplantae, Streptophyta, Magnoliopsida, Rosales, Rosaceae. Gene Ontology annotation, cellular component: nucleus.
UUAAGGCCAGCUGGGUUGUGAACUGGCUCACUCACCUCUCCCUCUCUUUCUUCUUCCACCACCUGUCUCUCUAACUCUGGUUUCCCAUUUUAGAUGAACAGUCAUAGACUUAGAGAGUCUUUCACAGCUAUGCUUAGUUGAUUGGGCAAUGAUGUAAAGAGAGAUAAUUGGGUUGUUUUGCCUUGUUAAAAACUCUUUCUUGCUUGUUGGGUUUUGUGGGUUGGGGUUGUGUUGUGUUGGGGUCUUUUUAAUUAGCUUUGAUGGGUACUGAGGGGGAAGAAGUAGUACUGAAAGAGAAGAAAGAUAGGGCAGAGUAUAGAGCAAAUGGGUUGUUGUGCAAUACUUGUAUACAUCAGUGUACUACAAGUUGGUCUUGUUACAGAUAUGGGAGUAUUUAUGCUUCUUCCAUUGCUUGCUUUAAGUAAAACAUCUUGCUCUCAACACUGAUUUGAGCUAGUGCUAAAGAUCCACCACUAAAAUUUGAAAAAGUGAACAAGAAAGGGGAUUGCUUGAUCUAGUAAGAUCUCUGAUAAAAAAAAGAAGUUUCUCAGUAGUAGUCAUCAUGAAGAGGCUUGGCAGCUCAGAUUCUUUGGGUGCUUUGAUUUCCAUCUGCCCAACAACAACAGAUGAACACAGUCCAAGAAACAACCAUGUGUACAGCAGAGACUUCCAGUCCAUGCUGGACGGCUUAGACGAAGAAGGGUGCGUGGAAGAGUCCGGCCAUGUCGCCGAGAAGAAGCGCCGGCUAAGCGUUGAGCAAGUGAAGGCCUUGGAGAAGAAUUUCGAGGUGGAGAACAAGCUUGAGCCUGAGAGAAAAGUGAAGCUUGCCCAAGAGCUUGGUCUUCAACCAAGACAAGUUGCCGUGUGGUUCCAGAACCGCCGAGCUCGUUGGAAAACCAAGCAAUUGGAACGCGAUUACGGCGUUCUCAAGGCCAACUAUGACUCUCUCAAGAUCAGCUUUGAUUCUCUCCAACAUGACAAUCAAGCCCUUCAUAAAGAGAUAAAGGAAUUGAAAGCGAAGUUCCAAGAAGAGAACACAGAGAGCAACCACUCAGUGAAAGAGGAGCAAAUGGCUCUGGCAAACGAGUCUAGUUACAAAAUGGUAAUCGAGCAGAGCAAGCCACAAUCUCCUGAAACCUCACCGCCAGUUUCAGGGUCCAAAGAGCUAAACUUUGAGAGCUUCAACAAUACCAACUCCAAUGGAGCAGUGGGAGUAGAAGUGUCAUUGUUCCCGGACUUCAAAGACGGCUCAUCAGACAGUGACUCAAGCGCAAUCCUAAACGAGGAUCAGAACAGUCCCAAUGGGACUAUAAACCAGCACCACCAGCUCAUGCCGGCCUCCAAUUCACUAAAAUUCAACUGCUCUGCCUCAUCGUCCUCACCUUCCUCGUCGUCAAUGAAUUGCUUUCAGUUCCAGAAGAGUAGCUAUCAGCCUCAGUUUGUGAAGAUAGAGGAGCACAAUUUCUUUAGUAGUGAAGAGGCUUGUAACUUCUUCUCAGAUGAGCAAGCUCCCUCACUUCAGUGGUACUGCCCAGAUCAAUGGAACUAAUUCAAAUUACAAAAUCUACCUACACCCUCCCUCCAAUAAAAAAUUGGUAUCCGAGUGAGAACCUCCAAGAAUUUUGUAAAAUAGGGAAGUGGGGUUGUGUACAAAUGGCCUACUUUGAUCUCCAUUGUAAGAGAAGAAGGGAAUGUAGUUGAAUGGAGCAGAGGGAACUGAAGCAGCAGAGAGAGGGAGGGAGAGAAUAAGAGUGAAGGGUUCACGUGGUGAUGGGAGGAAGGUGAUGAUGGAGUAAGUCUAAGGUAAGUCUACGAAGCCGUGCGGGGGUCUGAAUGAUUGGGUCGUAAUUGAAAUCUCAGCUGUAAAAAAAGAAAGAAAUCUCGGGAACCUCAAGGAGAGGAGGAAGGAGGUAGAAUUCAUGUAAUCGAGAAAAUAAUCAUUGUGCCUCACUUUUUCCUUCCAUCCAUGCUUUGCUUUCUUUCGAUUCAAAAGUUGAUGGACAAUUUAUUUCUUUUGCCAUGGUCUUGCCAU